Messenger RNA from Nematolebias whitei (Rio pearlfish), 806 nucleotides. It is a transcript of the gene pop4, whose product is annotated as POP4 homolog, ribonuclease P/MRP subunit. Gene Ontology annotation, cellular component: ribonuclease MRP complex; ribonuclease P complex. Gene Ontology annotation, biological process: tRNA 5'-leader removal; rRNA processing. Gene Ontology annotation, molecular function: ribonuclease P RNA binding. The coding region runs from base 135 to 806 and encodes 223 amino acids. The transcript is spliced from 7 exons. Lineage: Eukaryota; Metazoa; Chordata; Actinopteri; Cyprinodontiformes; Rivulidae. The record is from RefSeq and is a predicted model, not a curated record.
AAUGCAGCGCCUAAAAUACUGAGCGCCACUAAGGAUCUGAAGAAGAAGAAAGACGCGGAAGUGCUAACGAUUUUUCAUGUUUUUCUGUAUCUAGGGAAACUAAUUUACUUUUAUACCCGAACAAAACUGCGAGCAUGGGAGAAGCACAACUUUAUGCCUCGAUAACAGGAGAGCUGGUGAAGAGUCUUGGUGUUGAGCCCCAGAGCAGCUCUAAAGCAGAAAAGUUUGCAGAGGCCUUCCUGAAGAACAGCCUUAAGAAACCUGAACGCUACGACCUGAAGGACAUGCUCACCCAUAAGGCCAUACACCUGGGCUACGCCAACCCUAAGAAAGAGACGACGAAGAGAAACAGCAAGAAAGCCAAAGGGUUAAAUGCUCGACAGAAGAGAAAGAUGAAGAUUUUCCAGAUCAAGCCUGAACACCAGAGAUACGAGCUUUUUCUGCCUUUACAUAAACUCUGGAGACAAUACAUAGUUGACCUGUGUGGGGGAUUAAAACCAUCAAGCAAUCUACAGUUUGUGCAGCAGAAGCUUCUGAAGGCAGACUUCCAUGGCGCCAUCAUUACAGUGGUGCGGUCUAAAUGUCCGUCGUACGUAGGUACUGCAGGGAUCCUCGUCCAGGAGUUUAAACACGUCUUCAAAAUCAUCACCGAGGAGAAUAAGCUCAAAGUCAUCCCCAAACGGAACAGUGUUUUUGCUGUGGAGAUUAACGGCUUUGUUACACACAUCUAUGGAAGCAAGUUUGAGCAGCGAGCCAGUGAACGGUCCGCCAAGAAGUUUAAAGUUAAAGGAACCAUCGACCUUUGA